CUCAUCGAACCUGACGUGGUACGCAGGAAACGAGGUAAGCAUGUGUGCAACAAAUUGGGCAUGGAACGCAUACGUCUGGCUUCUCGUUAGAAUUAGCCCCUCACUUAGCUGUUUUGUCGGAGAGCCGCCAGUUUGCCACCUGGAGUGGUGGCGCUCUGUCUGUCUGCUACUGGAAUUACAAGCCCCGCCAAGCGAACCUAGUGCAUUUCAAGAUCAAUCACAAGACGCCCCUCCGCCAAAACCAGCAUAAUCACAUCACUUGCCCUAUAAUUAGGAGAGAGGUGUAGCUGAUGGGCAAUUGAGAAAGCAUCCAAAACCAUUAAGAAGUCGCAAAAGGGCAACUUACCCGUUUCAUCGCCGACAUUUACGUUCGAUUACCACAUCAAGGAGCGCAGACAUGUGAGAAUAUAUGUGGAUGGCGAAAACUGGCGCCGCAUCAAUUGUACAUUCACCUCCAAUAUAUGCAACUGCCCUCAAGAACCCGUAUCCUGUAUCAUUGGAGCGCCACUCAACGUGAUUGCGUGAAAAUGAAAAAAGCUGUGCUGCCACGUGUCGGUUUGUGUUUUAUUGUUGCUAUGCUUCUAAAGCGCUAUCCGUCAGAUCAAUGUGUUGCUAAUCUUGGCAGCACCCCAAAUGAAUCAAGCAUAAGGCGCCCUGGAGAGGCCGACUCAGCACCACAGGGGUCACCUACAGCUAUAAAUGAGCAUCUUGGGAAAGCAUACGGCGACCGUCGGAGACCGAUACAAGGUACGACUCACACCAGAAUAUGGCCCAGGGGGCGGUUAUGGGCAUUGUCGCGAUUACCUGCUGCAGAGCGAGAGUUGUUGGAGGGGGGACCUUACGUCGGGGGUCAGAGGAGUUCUGACAAAGAAAGGAACGAGAGCGAGAACGACAAAACGCCACGAUCUCGUCGCUGUGACGUCGGGAGAACAUUACUGGAACCAAGGGCUUGUCUACCACGAGGAACAGACAGCGCCUCCUGUUGCAGCUUCUAGCAGUUUCAUGCAGAGCACCACUUCUCUUGCUACGCCUGCUGACCUGAACGCUCCGGUUGACACCCAGGGACAGCUCGAUAUCAACAGCGUCCUGAAGAAUCGACCUCCCGCAGAGGCACAGCUCUCGCCUCGCGAGAUUGCAGCCAAAACCCAUUUCGAAGCAAUGUUUGCCAAAGGCCUGCAACUGACGGUUGAAUCCAUAUUCACCGGAGAAACCUUUACCCUGACAAAACCGGCCCGUUUCUUAGGAUGGGGAUCAACGGCGAUUGUUUUUGGUUUGCACCGCGUGAAAGUGGGCGGAGCAAGUGCUCCACAACAAUUGGCAGCUAAGAUAAACGUCAGGAGUUUGCAAGAACUGCAACAUCUUUCCUCGUCUCAGAAAAAAACGGCUCUUGAGGAUAUACAAGAACGUUUUCUCCGGGAAGAGAGCUCAGCGAGGAAUGCGCUGCAACAUGUGACCCCAGAAACGGCUCUGGAGCACGGUGUCCUCUUCCCAGUUGAUGUUUGCCGUAUUUCUAAAUUGUUCUCCGGAUUUUGUGCAGGCAUUUCCUACGUAAUACUUCCUGUUCUAGCAUUGUUUCCUGUUUUUACUUGCGACCUCCAGCAGGUCGUUAAGAGUGGCCUAUCACGUGCGGCGAAGUUGUAUAUCACCCGGCUGCUGCUGCAGGCUGUUGCGUGGCUACAUGCCAAUGGCGUGGCUCACAACGACUUGAAGCUAGAGAAUGUCCUUCUCAGUGCAGAAGGAAAGGCUGUCAUUGCGGAUUUUGGUUUCGCAGUGAAGCUUGGAACCGCAUCAGCCAUUCAGUUCACUGCUCCCUAUUUGGAUCCGCAAACCGCAGAGGCAGUGCCUCAAGAGAAAACGAAAACGACCGCGAGUGAGGAAAGAGAUGCAUGGGCGUUAGCAACUCUCCUGUUUUUGCUUUGGUGUGGAUCGUUUCCAUACGUAUCGGAUGAGCAGGCCGACCUCCCCACCAGCGACUUGCUGAAAUUGCUGGUGACACUGGGAAAGACAGAAAAGCCAGCGCCGAACUUCCAUCUGUGUAAAGACCUCCCACCUGCGGUGGGACAUCUCGUAACCGCAUUUCUACAGUGGAACAGCGACAAUCGGUCUCGCCCCGGGGAUGUUCUUGACGAUUUCCUUGCUGCUACAGUGUCCGAAGGAGCGAGCGCCUAA
This is a messenger RNA of Toxoplasma gondii ME49, 2169 nucleotides long. RefSeq names its product myosin-light-chain kinase. The transcript has a single exon. NCBI's taxonomy places the organism in Eukaryota, Apicomplexa, Conoidasida, Eucoccidiorida, Sarcocystidae. Gene Ontology annotation, biological process: protein phosphorylation; intracellular signal transduction. Gene Ontology annotation, molecular function: ATP binding; protein serine/threonine kinase activity. The coding region runs from base 700 to 2169 and encodes 489 amino acids. The record is from RefSeq and is a predicted model, not a curated record.